Messenger RNA from Sinocyclocheilus grahami, 720 nucleotides. Its product is annotated as alpha-N-acetylgalactosaminidase-like. Bases 85 to 720 code for a protein of 211 amino acids. Gene Ontology annotation, molecular function: alpha-galactosidase activity. The record is from RefSeq and is a predicted model, not a curated record. The transcript is spliced from 5 exons. Gene Ontology annotation, cellular component: cytoplasm. Lineage: Eukaryota; Metazoa; Chordata; Actinopteri; Cypriniformes; Cyprinidae. Gene Ontology annotation, biological process: glycoside catabolic process; oligosaccharide metabolic process.
UGUGUCAAACACACACACACACACACACACACACACACACACAGAGCUGUGUUCGGAACCGAGCCGCUCACAUCUGAUACCGAAAUGCAGCGCUCAGCGGUUAUCUUUGUUCUGGCGUUCUGCACGGCCGCCUGGGCUCUGGAUAACGGGCUGAUGAGGACCCCGCCGAUGGGAUGGUUAGCCUGGGAACGUUUCCGCUGCGACACCGACUGUCUGAACGACCCCGACAACUGCAUCAGUGAGAAGCUGUUCAUGGAUAUGGCUGACAGACUGUCGGAGGACGGCUGGAGAGAGCUGGGAUACGUCUACAUCAACAUCGACGACUGCUGGUCCUCAAUGCAGAGAGACAGUCAGGGCCGACUGCAGGCCGACCCCAAGAGGUUUCCGCAUGGCAUCGCUCAUCUGGCGCAGUACAUUCACGACCGCGGCCUGAAGCUGGGCAUCUACGGAGACAUGGGCACUCACACCUGCGGCGGAUAUCCAGGAACCACGCUGGACAAGAUCGACACGGACGCGCAGACCUUCGCCGACUGGGGCAUCGACAUGCUGAAGCUGGACGGCUGCUACUCAAACUCAUCCUACCAGGAACAAGGCUACCCAAUGAUGUCAAAGGCCCUGAACGCUACGGGCCGUCCCAUUGGCUACUCCUGCAGUUGGCCCGCCUAUCAGGGUGGCCUCCCGCCGAAAGUGAGUAGAAAGCAGGAAGUGGAAGUGAUGUAG